Molecule: messenger RNA, 1068 nt
Organism: Penicillium chermesinum
Lineage: Eukaryota; Fungi; Ascomycota; Eurotiomycetes; Eurotiales; Aspergillaceae
Exons: 3
Coding region: 1-1068 (355 amino acids)
Molecular function (GO): oxidoreductase activity
Source: RefSeq, a predicted model, not a curated record
AUGGCUCCUCCAACUAUGAAAGCGGCCAUCUGCAAAGAGCUAGGCAAGCCCCUCAUAAUCGAACAAAUCCCGACCCCGACCCCCAACGCCCGCGACCUCCUCGUCCGCGUCAAAGUCGCCACCGUCUGCCACUCCGACACCGCCCUCAUCGACACCGGCCUCGGCAUGGCCACCUUCCCGCUGAUCCCAGGCCACGAAGCGAUCUCCGUCGUCGAAGACCUCGGCCCCGACGCCGCCGCCCACGGCUUCAAAAAGGGCGACCUGGUCGGCGCGCCCGCCUGGCACAAUAUCUGCUUCUCGUGCCGCGAGUGCGUCGAGAUAGGCCCCAGUUUCUGCACCCGCAAGCUGGUCAAGGGGGUGUCGUGCGAGGGGUAUUUCGCGGAGUAUACGCUCGUGGAUGCGGCGACGGCGGUGGUCGUGCCGGGUGGGGCGGGCGUGGAGGAUGCGGCACGGUUGUCGCCGCUGUUCUGUGCCGGGGUGACGGUCUGGGAUGCGCUGCGUCGGGCGCAGCUUCAGCCGGGGGAGGCGCUGGGGGUAGUGGGGAUUGGAGGGUUGGGGGAGAUUGCGGUGCGGUAUGCGCAGGCGCUCGGGGUGAGGGUGUUCGGGCUGGAUGUGAGUGAGCGGCAGUUGCAGGGGGUGGUGGAGAAGGGGGUUGUGGAUGGGGUGGUUAAUGUCAGGGGAUUGGCGCCGCUGGAGGUUAGAGGGAAGGUUGCGGAGCUGAAUGGGGGCAGGCCGCUGGAUGUCGUGGUUGUGACGGUGGGCGCGGUGCCGGCUUAUCAGAGUGCGUUGGCGAUGGUGAGGCCUGAGGGGAGGGUCAUUGCGGUGGGGAUUCCGGAGCAGGAUGUUCCUGUUUCGAUGGCGUUAGUUGCGACGCAGGCGUUGAAGGUUAUAGGCGGCAGGGUCCCGGAUCAGGUUGAUUGUGCGCGCUGUGUGGAUUUUUCAUUCCGCAAGGGCAUCUUUCCAAGGGUCAAUCCGCGGCAGUUCCAGCUGGAGGAUAUCAAUGAGAUGCUUGAUCUAAUGAGAGCUGGCAAGGUCGAAGAUGGACGGAUGGCCAUUCGUUUCUUCUAG